This is a messenger RNA of Lodderomyces margitis, 693 nucleotides long. It is a transcript of the gene SBP1, whose product is annotated as Sbp1p. The transcript has 2 exons. The record is from RefSeq and is a predicted model, not a curated record. Gene Ontology annotation, molecular function: RNA binding. Lineage: Eukaryota; Fungi; Ascomycota; Pichiomycetes; Serinales; Debaryomycetaceae. The coding region runs from base 1 to 693 and encodes 230 amino acids.
AUGUCUGAAGAAGUUAAAACUGUCAAACCAGUCAUUGAAGAUAGAGUCUACGUUGGUAAUGUUGACUACAAGGCUACUGAAGAUGAAUUGAGAGAAUUGUUCAAGGAUUUAAAUGUCACUGAAGUUGAAAUUCCUUUCAAGGAAAUCAUCAGAGGUGAAAGGUCUUUCAAGAGACGCUUGGGUUUUGCCUUUGUUCAAUUCGGUUCAAAGGAAGAUGCUGACAAGGCCGUUGCCGACUUCAAUGGCCACAAGUUUAAAAGAUUAAACAUCUUCCUUAAAAAGGCAGUCCCACCAGCCACUCCAGAAGAGAAAGAGGCCAAGAUUGAAGCUUACAGAGCUCAAAGAAAGGCUCAAGAGGAAAAGAAGGAAGCUGUGAAGAAGGAGAAAGCUGAGACCAAGGAUUCCAAUGGUGUUGUUUCUCCGCCUGAAGGUAAGAAGUCUGUCAAUACCAUUUUUGUCACAAACUUAGAUUUCAAGGUGAAUGCUAAAAUCUUGAAAAAGGAAUUUGCUGAAUUGAACCCAGUUUGGAUACACGUUCCAAGAAAUCGUGGAAGAUCUAAAGGUAUUGCUUUUGUGAGAUUUAAGGAUGAAGAAACCCAAAAGAAGGCAGUUGAGUUAUUUGACAAGAAGGAUAUCAAUGGUAGAGAAGUCACUGUUGAUAUUGCAGUUGAUACUAGAAAGGGAUCGGAGUAA